AUGGAUAAUUUAAAUUUAAAACAUAUGAACGCAAUGCCAGGCGAAGAUAAUAAUUGGCGAACUCAGGCUUCGCGGCAAGGAAUUGUUGCUAAGAUUGAGGAAGUAAUACAGAGGUCAGGCAUGCAGGUAGCACGAAACAGCAGUGAGAUGGAAAACCAUGUUUUUAUGAAAGCAAAGACCAGGGAGGAAUAUAUGAAUAUGAUUGCUAAACUUAUUCUACAUGUUAGGGAGAUGUCUCAACCAAAGCAAAACCCCAAUGGACCUAACAUGCAAGGUCCAAACCAAAAUCAACCAAACAACCAGGUUCAAAAUCAAUCUGGCCCACCACCACAAGGAUCUAACAGUCAACCAGGUAUGGCCACAGAUCCCAUAAAUGCUUUACAAAAUAUGGCUUCACAAGGCACAAGAAAUCAAAUGAUGAACAUGGGUCAAGGUCAAAUGCAACAGCAGGGUGUCAUGGGCCCUAAUCCAGGGAUGGCCAUGCAAGGUCAAAUGGGACCACAAGGACCAAUUGUAUCACAAGGCGGGCCUCAGUCCCAAACAGCUACCAAUCUGUUACAAACCUUAAACCAAAGACCUCAACUAAAUAUGCAAAUGCAGUCUAAGCUCGGAGGGCCAAUGGGAAUGGUCCCUAAUCAAGGGCAAAUGGGUAGUAAUAUGGUUGGUGGGAUGGGUAUGAGUAAUUCUAUGUCGCAACAACAGAAUAUGGGAGCUGGAGGGAUGCAAUCAAUGAUGCCUAAUAUGUCCAUGUCAAAUAUGAUGCCAAUGUCUGGUGGAAAUAGUAUGGGUCAGAUACAGUGUAAUCAAGUUGUUGGUGGCAUGAGUGGGCAAAUGGUGCAGAAUUCCAUGCAGGGACAAAUGUCUAAUCAAAUGGGUGGAAUGGGUAAUAACCAGAUGGUGAAUAUGAACAUGCUUCAAAUGCAUGGUCGGGCUAGCGGCAAACCGGAUGUGAUGAUGGGCGGAGGAUACACACCCCGUGGACCGCCACCCAACCAGUUUCUACGUCAAAGUCCUUCCCCUUCAGCUUCUUCACCAAAUAUGGGUGGACCCAGUCCUGUCUCUAUGGGUGGGGGUGUGUUAACUGGAGCUCUAGCAUCUCCCAUGUCGACGUUAGGGGGCUGCGGUGGCGCCGCUGGUAGCCCUUCGCCCUCUGCUUCGCAUAUGGGACUUCAGCAACGUGUAAACAUGGGGAUGGUGGCGUCACCAUCAUCGUCUCUUAAUACCCCAGUGGGAUCAAGCGUGGCAUCCCCGGGAGGUGAAGAGGCCGCUUAUAGGGAGAAGGUCCGCCAACUCUCCAAGUACAUAGAGCCGCUACGACGCAUGGUUAUGAGGAUGGUUAACGAAGGAGAAAAUGUUGAAAAGUUGACAAAAAUGAAGAAUCUUCUGGAUAUCCUGUCGAACCCGAACAAGCGUAUGCCGUUGGAGACUCUAAUCAAGUGUGAGGUGGUGUUGGAAAAGUUGGACUUCAAACGCAGUGAGGGCGUUGGAUUGGGACUGGGACUGCCGCCACCUGGAAAGGAGCAAAUCUUCAAUCCACUUCUAGAAGUAGUGAACAACUGUUUGUCCAGUCCGCUCGCCAACCACACCCUCAAACGUACUUUUGGAUCUACGCUUGACGCCCUCAAUGGCCCUGAGAUCAAAAACUUACCGGCGCCACAGAAAAUUGCUAAAUACGUAGAACCAGUAUCAGAAAUACCAGAUGUAUUGCAAGGAGAGAUUGCGAGACUGGACUCCAGAUUUAAAGUUUCACUCGAUCCCUUACAAUUAAUGGGUGCUGAGGGAUGCAUAACACUGACAGCUCAGUUAGACGAUGCCCGGUUACCGUGCGUGGCCGCCGUACACGUGUCCGUCCCAAGAGAUUACCCACAAUCGUCCCCGGCUAGACUUAGGCCCAAGGCCACUCGCCCCGACCAGCCUCACCCCUUUUUGGCGAGAGUUGAACGCGCUAUGGACGCUCGGUGUGCCAAGUUACCAAAGCGCUGUUCAGUCGGUGAAUUGUUAAACGCAUGGGAGAUGAGCGUACGACAAGCGUGCGCACCCGCAACUGUUAUGUACACGCCCGUACCAGCAUUAGGACUAUAA
Pieris macdunnoughi is the source of this 2082-nucleotide messenger RNA. The record is from the annotation of a GenBank genome assembly. NCBI's taxonomy places the organism in Eukaryota, Metazoa, Arthropoda, Insecta, Lepidoptera, Pieridae.